Molecule: messenger RNA, 1664 nt
Organism: Megalops cyprinoides (Indo-Pacific tarpon)
Lineage: Eukaryota; Metazoa; Chordata; Actinopteri; Elopiformes; Megalopidae
Exons: 1
Coding region: 1-1644 (547 amino acids)
Molecular function (GO): GTP binding
Source: RefSeq, a predicted model, not a curated record
AUGGACACAGUUGAUAAUUUAAUAUUCUGUCAUAGAAGAAAAGACAAAGAAAGAGAAGAGGGAAAGAGAGAAUCAAUCUCAAGAUUUCAAUCAGUAAUAGAGUGGAGUACACAAGUCCAUCAGGGACCCCCUAAAACAUACCUUCUGAAGACUUUUAAAGAGGAGCUGGUUGAGGGUGGAAUGGUCAGAAGAUGUUCAUUUGGAGUAAGGGAUCCCAGCAAAAUGACCAGAACCAUAAUGAUGGUGGGAGAGACAGGAGCAGGAAAGUCCACCCUCAUCAAUGUGAUGGUCAACUACAUACUACGAGUGGAGUGGGAUGAUAACAUCCGGUUUGAAAUUAUUGAAGAUGAAGGAAGAAGCCAGACUGAGUCUCAAACCACUGCUGUUACUGUGUAUGAGAUCUAUGGACAGGAAGGGGUUCGAGUUCCAUUUUCUCUCAGAAUCAUUGACACCCCUGGUUACGGAGACACCAGAGGAAAACAAGAAGACAAACUCAUUGCUGAAAAGUUGCACAAUCUGUUCAAAUCUGAAAAUGGUGUUCAGCAAAUCGAUGCAGUGUGUUUUGUCGUGAAGUCGUCACAAAAUCGUCUCACAGAUACUCAGAGGUACAUAUUUGAUGCUAUCCUGUCUUUAUUUGGGAAGGACAUGAAGAAUAACAUCAUGGCUCUGAUUACGUUCCACAGUAAGGGGAAACCAGCAGCCCUUGAAGCCAUUGACAAAGCUGGUGUUCCCUGUGCCAGGAAUGAGAAAAACCAACCUGUUCACUUCAAAUUUGAUAAUGUGUCAUGGAGAGAUGAUGAUGAUGAUGAUGAUAAAGAGGACAUGAAAAACAGCUGGGCAAAGGGAGUGAAAAACAUGCAGAGCUUUUUUCAGUACCUGAACACAAUGGAAAUGAGAAGUGUGCAGAUGACUCAGGAGGUGCUGAUGGAGCGUAUUCAGCUGGAGGCUCGUGUGCAGAAUUUACAGGAGAGGAUCAGAGAGGCUGAAUAUAUACAGAAUGAGCUCAGACAGACACAAGAUGUAGUGGAGAAACACAAAGACGACAUAGAUGCAAACAAAGACUUUACAUAUGAGGUAGCUGUGUAUUAUAUGGAAAAAGUCAAAACCGAACAAAAAGCUACUAGCUGCCUGAAAUGUGAGAGAACCUGUCACUACCCCUGUAAAUUCAUACCGGGAACAUUCUGGUGUGCUGCAAUGAAGGGGAAUAAAUGCACAGUCUGUCAUGGGAAAUGCAAACCUGAAGAUCAUGUCAGAGAAUACAGUAUGUAUGAUUUGAAGACAAGAAAAGAAAAAAAGACCUCUGGAGAAAUGAAAUUAAAAUAUGACAGGGCAUCAGGGGAGAAGGCCUCAGCAGAGAGUCUGCAAAAUACCCUUCAGAAUGAGCUGAAGAAAUCUGAGGCAGAAAAGAAGAAACUCAUAGACGAGUCAUACAACUGUGUUGUCAGACUGAAUCAGAUUGCCUUGAAGCCUGACUCACAGUCUACUCUUCAGCAUCUUGACUUCCUGAUUGCAAGAAUGAAAGAAACUGAAGACACCGUUCGGGUUCAAAAGCUGAAGAGCAUAAAGAAAAGAACAGAAAAGGCACUCAAGAAUAAGGAGGGAGGGAGCUCUCUACCUGAUAAAGUUUCUGAUUUAUUCAAAUAGCUUCACAAGAAAGCAAAGAA